Molecule: messenger RNA, 2536 nt
Organism: Aethina tumida (small hive beetle)
Lineage: Eukaryota; Metazoa; Arthropoda; Insecta; Coleoptera; Nitidulidae
Product: rabphilin-3A
Exons: 11
Coding region: 281-2158 (625 amino acids)
Biological process (GO): intracellular protein transport
Cellular component (GO): membrane
Molecular function (GO): small GTPase binding
Source: RefSeq, a predicted model, not a curated record
GCGGCCGUAAUCGGCCCUCCUGUUUCGUUAUCGGCUGCACCACGCGUACACGUGAUCCGCGGAUAAACGUACACCUCCACAUGCUUCGUGACCAGAUGUGAGUACCGUCGGUUUGGCAACGCCGUCGGUGGAUCCCCCGUUUUGGACGUAAAUAUUGGGCAGCACAUCCAAUUGUGAGAGCUGAACCUUGAUGUGGAUACAAUGCUACUUAAAUUGAAUCAUAUCAAAAGACUAAAGAAGUUUUUGUCUACUUAGGAACCACUGAAAAGAGUUGGGAAAAAUGGUGGACUGCGGGUCUACGGACAACGUCAACAAGUUCGUCUGUCCCAAUGAUAGACAGCUAGCACUUAGGGCCAAAUUAAGAACGGGAUGGAGCAUGAAAACGGCGUCGCUGGGAUUCCGCAGCCAGACGCCCAAGAACCAGCCCCUGGGCCCGGAGGAACAAGAGACUAUCCUGCAGGUGAUCCAGCGGGCGGAACGACUGGAUCACAGCGAACAGGAGAGGGUUGGAAAACUGGUGGAAAGGUUGGAAAACAUGAGAAGAAACGCAUUGGGAAGAAACGCCUCCCAAUGUCUUCUAUGCGGCGACAGCUUCGGACUGAUGGGCGCCCACAAGGUGGUGUGCAUAGACUGCAGACGUCUGGCCUGUCAAAAAUGCGCCAUCAUCGUGUCACCCAGCAAAUCAUCUGGUCUCUUUUCCAGAGGUCCCAAGGACCAGUGGCUGUGCAUGAUAUGCUCGGAAACGAGGGAGAUAUGGAAGAAGUCUGGCGCGUGGUUCUUCAAGAGCUUGCCCAAGUACAUCCUGCCGUCGGACAACUCCUCGCUGACCCGCCACAGGCCGCACCGCAUGUCGAGGAACAGCCGCGGCGUCAAGGAGGAGGACAGCAGCUCCGACGAGGAGAAGCGGGUGUGGAACCGGAUCAAGAGGAGGAACUCCAGCACGGAGAGCACGCACGAUAUUCAGGAGUCUCAACCCUCUUACAGCCGACAGGGCAGUUCGGCGGACACGCAGAGCUACAAGGAGAUGGACCAGCUGAAGUCGUACAUGGGCUCGAUGACGUUGAGCCACACGAAAUCGUGGGACAAUGCGGUGAUGGAGGGCAGGAGCGACGUCACGUCCGGCGAUAGUUCGGAAGCUUCCAGGAGGGAAUCGAUGGCCAGCAGGUCGGCGUCGGAGUGCUACUGGACCGACAACACGAGGAGCGACGAGAAAGUCUCUCCCAGCGCCUGCAGCGUCUCAAGCAGCAUUUUCAAGAACUCCGUGGAGGAGUCGGGCAAAAUUGACUCGGCAAUGGGGACAAUUGAGCUGUCACUGACCUACGACGCCGCCAAAUCAGUGCUACAUUGCACCGUCUACAGGGCAAAGAACCUAAUACCCAUGGACAUAGCCGGAUUAUCCGACCCCUUUUGCAAGCUGAACAUCCUGCCGACAGCAAAAACAUCGACCAGACUCCGCACCAAGACCGUCCACAAGACUAGGAAUCCGGAGUUCAACGAACAUUUGGCGUUCUACGACGUCUCCGAGGACGAUCUCAUGAAGAAGAGCCUGCACGUGUUGGUGGUGGACGACGACCGUUACGGCCACGAUUACAUGGGCGAGGUCAGGAUCCAUCUGGCCAAGCUCAGGAUCCAGAAGACUAUCUAUUUGACCACUCCGCUGGAGAACUUCAAAAUUGAGCAAAAGGGACCGGUUCCGUUGGAGCUCAACCAGUGGUUCGACGACGACUGGUCCAGAGGUCAGAUUCUUCUGUCUCUUGGUUACAGCACCAAACGCAGGGCUUUGUUGGUGACUGUAAUUCGUUGUGCCAACUUGUUACCCAUGGACAAUAAUGGUUUGUCGGACCCCUUCGUUAAACUACAACUGCGUCCCGACCCGUACCACAGGAAGCACAAGUCCUCGAUAAAAUGGAAGAACCUGAACCCGGUGUUCAACGAGGAGUUCGCCUUCGAGACCAGGCCCACCGAACUGUACACCCAGAGCCUGUACAUCACGGUCUUCGACAAGGACUACGGCAAAAGCAACGACUACCUGGGCGGCCUGAUACUGGGCGGCACCGGGUCGAAGGGCCAACGUUUGAAGCACUGGCUGGACAUGAUCCGGUACCCGGACCACAGGCACGAACAGUGGCACAACCUCACCGAAGACGUUCUCGAUUAAACUUAACCUAAAGUUAAUCGGGGGCGGCAGACAAAUGUAACGGGAAGCCUUAUGAGGAAAUCAAUGUGAAUGCAAAAAUUAUUGGUAACUGUACAAUACUCCUCGUUGGAAAUUUUCAGUUUCAGUCGAUUAUAGGAAAGAGAUAUCGUAAAUUAUUUUUAACUGGAUGUACCCAUAGGCAAAUAAGUAUUUAAUUGUUGUAAUAAAUGAUUUAUUUUAAGCACUAAAGCCAAUCAAUUUAAUGUAAUUGGAUAAUAAAAUAUUGAAUUUUAAAAUGUGUACGUUACAAUGCAAUUGUUAUGGCAUAAAUAUAGAGAAUAUUAUUGUAAAGAUAUUUAUGUAUGGAAGUUUUAUUGUGAAAAUAUAUUUUAAUAAAUG